AUGACGACCAGAAGCCCGCCAGUAGAGCCUGAGGAAUUUCGCGGCCAGACGCUGACGCCCGUCUCACCGAAGCCCAUUCAUUAUCCCGCGCCCGCCAACAUACCCGUGCUUGAGAAGCAGAUGGAUCCCGUCUUCAAUGACACGGCGACCCACUACCCGCCCGAUGACGCCCAGCAAGACCAGCAAGACAAGCAGAGCACACACUCGUCGGCCGACUCGCUGUACGCCGACCAGCCCGCUGCAGAGCCGCCGCGCGAGCCGCCGCCGCAGCAGGACGACGAGUACGCGCGGUCGCUGGCGUUUGAGGAUGGAGAGGGCGCGGAUAAUCAGGAUACCUCAAAAAUCCAGAACUUCGCAGAUUCGAGCUCCGUCCCCGCUGAUGCGCCCAGUGACGCUGCCCAGCCGCCCUACACCAGCCAGCCCUAUGCACCGCCCAACGGCAAUGACGGCGGCGUUGACUUCCAGGCCUUGCUGGAUAACCUAGCCAAUGCCUCUGCUCCUGCCGACCAGAAUGCUCAGGCGCAAGCCAACCCAUCUCAAGUGCCUGCUCCGCCAGUCCAGACCUCUGCGCUGCCCGGCAAUCCCAACCUCCCUCCUCGCCCUCCGCCUCAAGAGAAGCCCGCCACGCAUCCCAACUACACGCCCGGAGAUGACAUUCGCUCCUAUCACCCCCACAGCCAAAAGAACCCCGCCGCCUCGUACCGCGCCCAGCCCGGCCUGCCGCCUUUGAUGACCCAGGGCCAGGCGCCGGGAUCCGCCGGCGCGGCCCUGCCCCAGGCUGCCUACCAGCAAACCCCUGUCUCGGCCAUGUCCCAGCGCACCGCCAGCCCAGCAACCCCCAGCUACCGCCAGCGCGACUCGCUCGACCGCCGCUCAGACCGCGACCAGGUCGAUGACAGCGACGUGCCGUGGGGCCCUGACGUGCAGAAGCUGUACGACGAAUUCCUGCAGGAUGAAAGAGUUUACGUGACCGAAGGCCAAUGGGACAAGUUCCCCCCCAACUCGCGCCUGUUUAUUGGCAACCUACCAACCGAGAAAGUGACCAAGCGCGACCUCUUCCACAUCUUCCACCGCCAUGGCAAGCUCGCCCAGAUUUCCAUCAAACAGGCAUACGGGUUUGUUCAGUUUUUGGAUGCCGGCGCCUGCUUGCGGGCACUCCAAUCAGAGCAGGGUCAAGUCGUGCGUGGCCGGAAAAUGCACCUGGAGAUCUCCAAGCCGCAAAGAAACACUCGGAACGCUGAUGACAAGACCCAACGUAAUGACCGCAACGGUGCCCGGCGUAGGUCUCGAUCCCCUGACUACACCCGCGGCGGCACCACCACUGCCCCGAGGAAUGUAGACAGGUACACAGGCGCAAGCAGCGGUUCACCUCGCAGAGAUGAGUUCCGGAGGAGCAGAGACGACUACCGCCCAGGAAGAUCACCUUCGCCACGUGGUUACCGCCGGGGUGGUCGUGACCGGAGCCGUGACCGCUAUGAUGGCCGUAGGAGAAGCAGAUCAAGAUCACCUUAUGGCCGCAGUGGGAGAUACAGAAGCCCCACCCCCCGCCGUGACCCCGAUGACGACCUGACACUUCCUCGAAGGCAUCCUCGUGAUGUGCCGGAUGUGCAAAUUCUCGUCUUACAGCCUGGCGAAGUGGACAGGAACUUCAUUGCCUGGGUUGAGCGGAGUUUCCAGGAAGCGGGCGUUCGCGCUGACGUUCUCCUCUUGAGCCCACGUCUGGAUGAAGCAGCAGUAGUUCGGCGCCAGAUCCUUGAAGGCGUCCAUGCUGUUUCACGCAUAACACGCCUUAGCCAGCAGACGGGAAAAAUCCCUUUGCAGGUCUUCAACCGGAGUGCUGGCCAGUCCAAUGUCACGUUCGAAGAAUAUGACAAUCUCGAUGUGCCCGUCUGCGCCCAACUCAUCCGCCGCGCCAAAGAGCAAAGCAUGCCGCCUCCUACACCGACCUACCCUGCAGCCUACGGCAUGCCUCCUCCACAGUACGGCAUGCCACCCGUCCCACCACCUGCAGCCUCAUACGGCAUGCCGACCCAGCCCGUCGCACCACAAACCGCGCCUCCUGGCGCUGGCCCGGAUCUCUCCAGCCUCAUCACCAAUCUCGACUCCAACGGCCUCCAGAAGCUGCUUGCAGGCAUCCAACAGCAGCAGCCCCCCGCCGCCCCCCAGCAGCAGCAACAGCCCCUCCCAACCGCCGUCCUCACUCCCGGUUCGACCGGCAUGACGCCCGACCUCGCCCGUCUGCUCAGCGGCGCCGCUUCCGGCCCGCCUACCGCCGUUGCGCCGCAGCAGCAGCCGCCGCCGACAGCAUAUCCUCCGCAGCAACAAGCAUGGCAGCAGCAUCCCGGCGCUCCCGGUGGCGGCCCCGUCAGCCCCUUCGCUUCUCUGCAGGGCAACCCGGCCCUUGCCGGGCUCAUACCGCAGGGACAGCAGCAACCACCGCCGCACCAGCACCAGCAGCAGAUUCCUAAUCACCAGCAACUGCAGCCCGGCGCAGUGCCGCCUCCCGCGGGAGAUAUGCAGGAAAUCAUGGCGCAGUUGGCGAAGUACAGGCGCUGA
This is a messenger RNA of Lasiodiplodia theobromae, 2556 nucleotides long. RefSeq names its product Rna-binding protein. The transcript has 4 exons. Gene Ontology annotation, molecular function: RNA binding. Lineage: Eukaryota; Fungi; Ascomycota; Dothideomycetes; Botryosphaeriales; Botryosphaeriaceae. The record is from RefSeq and is a predicted model, not a curated record. The coding region runs from base 1 to 2556 and encodes 851 amino acids.